AUGUCCCAAGCAAACGAAAAGCAGCUCAAUUCGACAUUCCCCUACUACAAGGACAAAUUCCCCGCCUGGCAAAACUCCAUCCGGCACAACCUGAGCCUGAACGACUGCUUCAUCAAGAUACCCCGCGAACCGGGAAAUCCCGGCAAGGGUAACUUCUGGACCCUGGACCCACUGGCGGAGGACAUGUUCGACAACGGUAGCUUCCUGCGAAGACGAAAACGCUACAAACGAACCACCAUCCCGCCGGGAAUGAGCUUCCCGGCAGUGUUCAACCCGUUCGCGCCGUUUUGGAUACGGAAACCGGUACCGGUGAUACCGAUGCAGUUCCCGCCGCAUGGCAGCUUGGGCGGGUUCGGCGAUGGGCUGGGGAUACCGGGCAGGGGAGAUUUCAUGCUGGACAGUAAGUUGAAUUUGUUCGGGGGUAAAAUGGAAGACUUGAACGUGGCAGUGAUGGAGAAUAGUGAGUUCCUGGCGCGCAAUUCGGACAGCAUGAAGAUUACCAAUGCGAUGAAGUUUUUCCACGGGUACAAUAGUGAAGGUGGUGGAGGACCCAGUGGUUCUUACGAAGACGGUGUGAACGGACUGCAGUGCAAUAAUAAUAAUAACAAUAGUUCAAUUAGCAGAGACAAUAGUGGUUACAUUACGAAGACCAACAAUCACGUUCCUAUGGGUGGUGCAAACGAACGGUAUCCGUCUUCUUCGGCAUUGAGUCGAGGAGGUCUGUCUCCGGCGGCCGUCGGGAAUAGAGACAAUAGCAGUCCUUACGAUGUGGAUCUUUCGAAUGAUGAUAAGAUAGACGUGGAAAGUGAUGAUGACUACAAAUCCAUAAGUAAAAGCUUCGAUCAUGACCCGGUACAGCAUGAGUCUUUCCUUGAUCGAAAUGGCCGCUACACUCCUACGGAAAAGGACUCCAUCAAGGACUUUGAGACAAUAGGUCCGACGGGAAAGCCUUCUCAUCACGAACCGGAAGAUUAUGGCUGCGAAGACGACGAAGAUCAUUCCGAUAAGCACAGUAACGCCUCGCAAGAUCAUCAUUUAGAUAAGUCACAAAAAUCGUUCUACAUGAAUCCUUACGAAGAACCGGACAACUUCAUGUCUGAAACGAUAGCCGCCGGCAAAUACACCAGCCUGAAGCGAGCAAUCGAAAGCGAGGACCUUAACGUGGUCGACACGUACGCCGAAACGAAAUUGGUUGGGUUUGAUUUUGCCAGCAGCCGGAAGCGGAAGUAUGGCAACACGAAAGUAUUCAGUAUAGAGAAUCUGAUAGGCUGCAACGUGGAAGAUAGAUGAAUCGGAACG
This is a messenger RNA of Aedes albopictus (Asian tiger mosquito), 1299 nucleotides long. RefSeq names its product fork head domain-containing protein FD3-like. Gene Ontology annotation, biological process: regulation of transcription by RNA polymerase II; cell differentiation; anatomical structure morphogenesis. Gene Ontology annotation, molecular function: RNA polymerase II cis-regulatory region sequence-specific DNA binding; DNA-binding transcription factor activity, RNA polymerase II-specific. The transcript has 2 exons. The record is from RefSeq and is a predicted model, not a curated record. NCBI's taxonomy places the organism in Eukaryota, Metazoa, Arthropoda, Insecta, Diptera, Culicidae. Bases 1 to 1290 code for a protein of 429 amino acids.